AUGGGAAAACAGAAAAUUGAGAUCAAGAAAAUAGAGAAAUCGAAUUACCGGCAAGUCACAUUCUCCAAACGCCGGGCAGGCCUAUUCAAGAAAGCCACCGAGCUCUGCGUCCUAACCGGCGCUAAUGUCCUGGCUCUCGUCACCUCGCCGGGCAACCGCACCUUCACCUUCAGCAGCCAACCCAACCCCGAAGACCUUCUCCGUCGCGUCAUCGUCCCCGAAAAAAACCAUUACGAGUGUUCCGCCAGUUCGUUGUCAAAUGGGCUUCAAACGAAUCAUGAGAUGGUUUUAGAGAACCGGAAAUAUUUGAACCAACGGUACGAGAAAUUGGCGGCUGCGCUUGAGGAGGAGAAGAAGAUUGGAGAGAGGCUGGCGGCGGAGGAGGCUGGCCGGAGGACAUUCUGGUGGGAAGAGGAAGUGGACGUGAAGAGGAUGGGGGAAGAAGAGUUGGAAUGUUAUUUGAUGGCAUUGAGGAAGAUGAAGAACAAUGUUGACAAGAUUUUGAUGGACAAGAAAAAUGAUACAUUUUUGGUUCCUAAUUCUCCAACAAUGGAUGAUAUAGAUGUUAGCCAAUAUCUUAAUAUUUGA
This is a messenger RNA of Impatiens glandulifera, 588 nucleotides long. RefSeq names its product agamous-like MADS-box protein AGL61. The record is from RefSeq and is a predicted model, not a curated record. Lineage: Eukaryota; Viridiplantae; Streptophyta; Magnoliopsida; Ericales; Balsaminaceae. Gene Ontology annotation, biological process: regulation of transcription by RNA polymerase II. The transcript has a single exon. Bases 1 to 588 code for a protein of 195 amino acids. Gene Ontology annotation, molecular function: protein dimerization activity; DNA-binding transcription factor activity, RNA polymerase II-specific; RNA polymerase II cis-regulatory region sequence-specific DNA binding.